GGGGUGUUUGUUAGUGGAGCUUUCGGGGGAGAUGCAAGUUUUGAGGCUUGGCAUGUCUGACAGUUUCGAAAAAAUUUCCGUACAUCCGUUGCGAUACCGACCCAGUACGCUUCUCUUCGGAGUCGUUCCAGGGUCUUUUCAAUUCCCUGGUGCCCUGGGCCUAUAUCAGUGCCCGGGGGAACUGAUAUAG
Geodia barretti is the source of this 190-nucleotide messenger RNA. The record is from the annotation of a GenBank genome assembly. Lineage: Eukaryota; Metazoa; Porifera; Demospongiae; Tetractinellida; Geodiidae.